AGGAUAAGAGGAAGAAAGAGAACCGGGUGAAAAUAUGGUAGGCUACAGUGCCUAUAGGAAUGGCCAAAUGGGGGACGUUACUGCCAGUCGUACUGGGGGCUUGGGAUAGUGAAGAGUUGUAUUGAUCUAGUAUUAAAUAAGUGAAAAAAUCGAAUGAUUCUCGAACGUUGUUAUCAAUACAAAACUUAACAAAACAGAUAUGUCAUCAUCAGAUUGGUCUUUGCACAAUAACGUCGAGCAACAAAGGACGAAUAAAUCGAAGUUAUUCAAAAGUUUAAGUAGCAUUAAGGAUUCUUUAGACAUACAGCAUGGCGUUAGCUGCCGUUGUUAAUGGCUCUAACAAUAAUAUGAAUGGGCAUAUACAUAAACAGCUGACCAGGAGUCUCGAACGCACUUUGGAAGAGGCUCAACUCAGCGGCGAAUUGAAACUCAGUGGGCGUAAACUUAAAGAUUUUCCAAAAGUUGGAAAGCCAACUGCUGGUAUAAAAUAUAAUCUUCAGGAUACUGUAUUUGCAGAUUUAUCUAAAAAUCGAUUUUUAGAGCUACCAGAAGAGGUAACAGAGUUGAAAUUUCUAGAAAAGCUCUAUCUAUAUCAUAAUGCCAUACGGAUCAUACCAGAAAGCGUGUCUAUGCUGCAAUCUCUCACAUAUCUUGAUCUCAGUCGUAAUCAACUGACAACACUGCCUCGAGAAGUUUGUCGGCUACCAUUGCAAACAUUGUUGGUGGCAUACAAUAGAUUGGAGGCUCUGCCCGACGAAUUAGGAAGGAUGACUGUUUUAGCUGAACUUGAUGCCGGUUGUAACGAAAUAACUAAUUUACCAUCCCGUAUGGGUGAUCUUUCUCAACUCAGGUGUUUGGAUCUAAGGUGUAAUCUACUAGUUCAAAUUCCUAUAGAAUUAACAUACCUGAAACUCAUCACAUUUGAUAUUAGCGGCAACCGAAUAUCCGUUUUACCUAAUGAACUCAGAAAGAUGAAAAGUUUGGUUGAUUUCAAAUUAUCAAAUAAUCCAUUGACUUCACCACCUGCUGCGCUAUGUGUUCGCGGGCGAACGCAUAUUUUCAAAUACUUGGAGAGACAAGCAGUAAAACAUGAACGAGCUCGUAAUGGACGCGCAAAACGAGGACAACUGGAACCGCGAAGCCAUGCUACCUUGGAUAUGCGCUCACAACGUAGGCACAAUGUUGAUAGUGGUUACAACACCAGUGAUGGCUUCGAUAAACGCUGGUCACAAGAUGUUAACAGCGCGGGUCAUGAUGAUGGAACCUGUAGUACAUGGUGCAAAGAGAGUUCACCACUUUCUAUAACUCUUCCUUACGAAGUGACCAUGAAUGGUCCAUACAGUGACAUUUUAGCACAUAGAGUAAUAUCUCCUGGUGAAAAUACUUCCAUUAGCGAUGAUUUAAGAAAGGCUAUCAUAUUUCAAGAGCAGUUAGAAAAGAAGAAGCUUGAAUUAUCUUUGGAGAACGGAGAAGAUUUACAGAAAUCAAGCUUCGUAACACAGAAAACUUCAAUUAGUAAUACAGAAAAACCACUUCUUGGAUCAUCACAAAAAAAUAGUUUGGCACAGAUAAUCUCACCAAUUGAAACUACUAACACGUUGUCUCACGUUGAUGGGGAUAAAAAACAAUCUUUAGGUCACAUACAAACUUACAGAGAAUACAAAGAAGCUCUAAGACAACAGCGAGCAAAUGAAAGUUCACGUAUUUAUAGAGCUAAAGAACAAGUACCAUUACCUGAGAGUAAUUGGUUUAUAGAGAGUACAGAUUUGUCAGAAAAUAAUGUUUCGAUAGAUCAACAAACAUUCAUUGAGGAUAAUUCAAAUAAAAGACCAGUGCAAAAGGUUGUACCAUCACGAGUCAAUUAUCAAAAUUCAACUUUACUCACUGUCAGUCCUGAAUUAAAUAACAAAAAUAGAAAAUAUCAUGAACUGAUUUAUAAAAAACCUGGUUCACCUAUUAAAACACCAAGCAGUUUCGUGCCUCAAAUCUCUAAUCCAGGACAUAUACCGAGAUCGACAAAAACACAAAUUUACGUUUUACAAGAUAACAAGAAAAGUCCAAAUAAGGGCCCUAAUUCUUCAAGUACAGGUUUUUGGAACACAAAUUUUUCUUCGAAAUAUUCAUUUACAAUGAAAAGAGAAUUUGAAAGAGCAAAAGAAGAAGCUGAGCUCAUUGAGCAAUUAAGAAACCAAAUAGAGUCUAGAUUAAAAAUGGCUCUCCCUGAAGAUCUAGCUUCAGCACUUACGGAUGGAGUUGUUCUUUGUCAUCUAGCCAAUCAUGUCAGACCUCGAUCAGUUGCAAGUAUUCAUGUUCCUUCACCAGCAGUUCCGAAACUUACAAUGGCAAGGUGUCGACGUAAUGUGGACAAUUUUUUAGAAGCUUGUAGAAAAAUCGGCGUUGACGAGAAUUUACUCUGCUGUACCAGUGAUGUCUUGGAAGCAGGUCGAGGCAUUGUCAGAAUUGCAGUAACUGUUGCAGAAUUAUUGAGGUUCCAUCAAACUCGUACACCUCUGCAUACACAAGAAUCUGGAACCACAUUUAGCAACCAUGUGUCCACUUAGUACAAAUUUCAUAGAAGAGAAUUCUUAAAAAUGCAUUUAUCUUAAAAUAACAUCUUAAACUAUAAUAUACGACUAUAGAAUUAUUAUUUGUUUAGCAAUACUUAUAAGUGUAUCUAGCCGCUUUUUUUAUCUUUUUUUCAUUGAUUUUGUAAUUCUGCUUUUGAAAGUUCAUAUAGAAGUAGAAGUAAAUUAAAAUAGCUUAUAAUAAAAUUGGUUAGAUUUUAAAUAACGUAACAUAAUACAUUUCUAAGCAAUUAUUCUUGAAAAGU
Molecule: messenger RNA, 2830 nt
Organism: Phymastichus coffea
Lineage: Eukaryota; Metazoa; Arthropoda; Insecta; Hymenoptera; Eulophidae
Gene: Lrch
Product: leucine-rich repeat and calponin homology domain-containing protein
Exons: 13
Coding region: 309-2561 (750 amino acids)
Molecular function (GO): protein binding
Source: RefSeq, a predicted model, not a curated record